AUGAAACAUGGAAUCGUCCUUGUUUUGCUCAUCAUGAGUAUGUUGCUAACGGUUACUACCUCUGUGUCCUUUAGCAGAUCCAUAUCAGUAACCAAGCCUUCACCAUUAUCAACCAAGCCUUCUCCGUUGUCAAUCAUACCUUCACCGUCAUCAACCAAGCCUUCACCGUCGUCAACCAAACCUUCUCCGCCAUCAACCAAACCUUCACCAUCUGCUAACACUUCACCACCAUCAACCAGACCUUCACCAUCAUCAACCAAACCUUCACCAUUUGCUAAAACUUCACCACCAUCAAUCAAACCUUCACCAUCAUCAGCCAAACCUUCACCGUCUGCUGGCAACAACAACAACGGCGACGGCAGUGGAAAUGGCAAUGGUGGCUCCUUUGGAUUUGGACCUGGAGGUUUUGGCAUACCAGGUUUUGACAACACAAUACCAGGAGGCGGAUACGGAGUUGGAUAUGGUGGUCCAAGUGGAGGGAACUCCAUAAACGGUGUUAUUGGACCAUCUGUUGUCUGCAAAGACUUAGGACCUUGUUACCAGAAAAAGGUCACAUGUCCGGCAGGGUGUUUUUCAUCGUUCAGUCACUCCAGCAAAGGAUACAGUGGCGGUGGUGGAGGUGGUAGCUGCACCAUUGAUUGCAAAAAGAAAUGCACUGCUUCUUGUUGA
Messenger RNA from Lathyrus sativus (Indian pea), 669 nucleotides. The record is from the annotation of a GenBank genome assembly. Lineage: Eukaryota; Viridiplantae; Streptophyta; Magnoliopsida; Fabales; Fabaceae.